Leptosia nina is the source of this 300-nucleotide messenger RNA. The record is from the annotation of a GenBank genome assembly. Lineage: Eukaryota; Metazoa; Arthropoda; Insecta; Lepidoptera; Pieridae.
AUGAAAUAUUUGCCCACGGGUGGGCAUAAAGAAACGUACACACUGAUUACAGCGAGACGAAGAUAUAUGAAGAAACUAAUGCGGCAGCACGUGGCAGCGCCAUGGAGUUCAACAACUACAUCUAGCGGCGCUCGUGCGCAACACGAACUUUUUGAGUUACUUGAACGAGUACAAUGUUCCCGUUUAGACGACCAGAGGGCGGUACUACCGGCUUACUUUACUCAGAUAAAGGAAAGAAUAGAUGUAUUAGGGUGGCAAGCGGAGCGUGAAACGCUGUCUGUCAGACCUUUCUAUUUUUAA